AUGGACGGUCUAAUGGAAGAUUUUUGGAUCGACGAGCCCGGCAACAGCGAGACUGUGGGGGAUACCUGCAUUUCCACGGCAUAUCCCAUUCAAAGAACUACGCCUAACUAUGCCCAGGAGAUCUUUCGCUACGAUGCUAUCUCAGGUCUGACUAGCGACGACUAUGCUAAUUGUGGGUUUUACGAUUGGUAUGACCCGUCAUUAAUGCCUCUGGAACAUAUGAUGGGUGGGCCAUCCGUCCCACCAAGCCACAAUACUGGUUGCAUUCGCCAGUCGGAGAUGCUCGGUCCUCGUACCGCUACCAACCCUCGGAAUUCUCUUAUGUCUCCCCGGACACAGUUUGAUCCACCUUGCGACCCGCUCUUCCAUCACCCUCAAUGGGACAUUAGUGGUUCGAGAGAGACUGUGCGAGAACAAAGGCCUUAUCCCGGUACCAGGUCGCGAACCUUCCUCAAACAACAGACUACACACUCUCAAAACGCCAACUCGAACACAAAGCUCGAACUGCAGUCUCCGACAGCUGGAACUGAAAAUGACAGUAUCGUAUCUAGCCCACAGACAAAACCUCCGGCUAAGAAACUCGCAUGUCCAUUCUUCUUAAGAGAUCCACAACACCCUCUAAAGCUAUCCUGUAACAGCAAUGGCUUUCCGGACAUAUCGCGCUUGAAGGAGCACCUCAACAGAGUCCAUGAAGUAUCGUUUACCAAUCGCAUGAAAGCAAGGUCAAAUGUUGAUAAAUGGAAUGCAAUCUGGAAGCACCUCUUCCCAGAGGACUCUGAAGAAUCCAUCCCGUCACCAUAUUGGACAGAUCGUGAUACUUUGCGCAAGCAACAGAACCUACAAGCAAUCGAAAUCUUUGGUGAUUUUAUCCUGAAAGACCUAUGCGAUCAUUUCAAUUCGGCUUCAUAUGCUACUCCGCAAACUCUCAGAUCACGACUGCAGGAGACAUUCCUAGCCUUCAAGCAAAGCGAAGGCGUUGAUAUCUUGCCAGCGACAACAACAGAAGAGGAUGCAAAAGCCAUGACAUCUACCCCUGAACGAGCACCACAUGUUAGCUGUAUGGGAAUUCGACCUACUGGUGCUGAGCGUGCACGAAGUCGCCAAAUUACGGGAGAGGAUCCAAUUCUGAGCACAAGUCCCUAUCAAUUUUGGUCUGGAGCUUCUCUGGAUGCUGAUGGGUUCUAGCGAUGCCACUGGUUUGCUAUAUUCUUGUCUUCCUUUUACCUUCCCCAACAGAAGAGAAAUCGGGGCUAGAUGUUCGCUCGUUGAUAGAAUUGCUUCAGGAGCCCUUUUAAUCCCUUCGC
Aplosporella prunicola CBS 121167 is the source of this 1304-nucleotide messenger RNA. RefSeq lists its product as uncharacterized. NCBI's taxonomy places the organism in Eukaryota, Fungi, Ascomycota, Dothideomycetes, Botryosphaeriales, Aplosporellaceae. The record is from RefSeq and is a predicted model, not a curated record. Bases 1 to 1185 code for a protein of 394 amino acids. The transcript has 4 exons.